AUGGCAAUGAAAAUUUGGCAACUUGUUAUCUUUCAAUCAUUACAAAAGCAAGUAACAUUAGCAUGUCUUCAAUUAAUCAAAGCCGAACGUCAAAAUGAAAUGAAUAAUACUCGAUUUAUUCGUGCAGUUGUAGAAAUCGAACUAGACUUCGAAAAAAAUUCAUCUGUACCAAAUAGUAGUGAUCAAAUAACAUCUCCAACAUUGAAAAUUUAUAAAGAUUACUUUGAAGUACCAUUUCUUCAAUAUACAGAACAAUUUUAUCGUCAGGAAGCAUCUAAUUUUCUUGUUCACAAUUCUAUGUCUGAAUACUUGAAAAAAGUAUCACCAUGGAUUGAUGAAGAAUUACAUCGAGUACAAUCAUAUUUACAUUCAUCAACAUUAGCACCAUUAAUUAAAAAACUUGAACAAAUAUUUAUUUUUGAUCAACUUGAAGCAAUCUGUACUGAAGCAAAAACACUUUUACACAAUGAAAAUUAUUCAGAUUUCGCAUGUCGUCUAUUCAAAUCAUCUGAUAAAAUACCAAAUGUGACUGUUCAAUUGAAAAAAAUUUUUGAAGACAAUUUUCUUCCAAAGGGUAUUCAAUCUAUGGAACAAAUCAGUAUCACUGCAAUUAAUGAUCCGAAACUUCACAUUGAAACAAUUCUUGAUAUUCAUAAAAAAUUCUUUAAAGUUGCACAAAAUUUUUUUAAUAAUGACGAAAAUUUGAUUGCUUCAGUUAAUAAAGCUUGUGGAAAUUUUAUUAAUAAUAAUGCAAUAACAGAAGCUGCUAAUAAUGCAAGAAAAUCAGCUGAAUUAUUAGCUCGAUAUUUUGAUAUACUUUUACGAAAAGGAAGUAAAGUUGAAAAAGGAAUCAGUAUUGAGAAAAAAUUCGAUCAAAUUAUGAUAGUUUUUAAUUAUAUUAAAGAUAAAGAUGUUUUCGAAAAAUUUUAUUAUAAAAUGCUAGCCAAACGUUUAGUAGGUAGAUUAAGUACAUCGAAUGAUUAUGAAGAAUUAAUGAUUUUAAGAUUAAUAAACGCGUGCGGUUUUGCAUAUACAUCAAAAUUACAAAAAAUGUUUCAAGAUGUUAGUCUUAGUGGAACAUUAUUAGAUCAAUAUCGAAUAUAUUGUAAAAAAGAGAAGAUUGAUAAUAUUGGUAUCAAUAUUUUAAACUGA
Molecule: messenger RNA, 1152 nt
Organism: Rotaria sp. Silwood2
Lineage: Eukaryota; Metazoa; Rotifera; Eurotatoria; Philodinida; Philodinidae
Source: the annotation of a GenBank genome assembly